CAUAUUGGGUCUGAAGGAACCGCAUUGCGUACCCCGAGGCCGAAAGUAAAACACCAAGUACUUCUUCCAUGGUUUUCCUCAAAGUUGCAGGCAAUACUUCUACAAAUCAUCGAUAUGGCUACGCAGAGCAUGGCUCAGUGGUCCAUUCAGCCUCUCAGGGUAUUCAGACAAUCGAAUGGGAUUUCAACGAGUUCACUGGCACAACCAUAGACUUCGAUGGCAUUGCUUAUGCUGUCUUCCAAGUUGACCAGAUAUCUGAAUUGACAGCGGAUUCUCGCCCCAAUUCACCUCCUAUUAGCACUAUAGCCACCGCGCUUGACGGCGAAGUGGUUAACCCAGCAGUCCUUACGCCCCGAAACCCUUCUUCCUCAGCAGUUGAGUCCCGACUUCACUGGCACCGAAGAACCAAACGCGAUUACGUGCAAAUUUUCGAAGGCACAGAGACUGGCCUUGAAGAUCCCGAUGCUUCAAUCGUUGGUGUAGCUUAUUUGACCUAUACCCUAGUCAACAAUUCGACAUAUAAUGUUGAUGAUUGCCUUGAGUUCUGUGACCAUACUCUUGGAUGUGUCUCUGUUAACCUUUACUACGAAUACAAUAAUCUGCUGCUGGACCAUAUAUAUCCCCAACGUUCGAACCUCAAAUGUGUCGCGUACGGGGACGUGCACUUUUCUCAAGCGAAGCUCAACUUUGGUCGCAUGUCUGUGUCCGGAGACCUAACAUACAUACAGCAAAGUAGCGGGUUGGUAACUAAAUCGUAUUUGAAUCCAUCUGCCCCAGAUGGCUACGAUGCGCUUCCCGAUUUGGACGGUGCCAAUGAAGCGUUUGGCUACCUGAAUUCCUUUUUCCUGACACACUACGAUGUAGAUGCCUGUGCUGCAAUCUGUAACAACUGGACUCCUGACGAUCUCGGAGGUUCGUGUAAAUAUUUCAACAUUUGGCGCGCAGUCGUAGGUAUUGUUCCUAUCACCUAUACGUGUUCAAUCUAUUACAUACCCGCCGACCCAUCUACUGCUGUGUAUCGCGGUCAAGGCAACCUAACCGUGACCGAAUCCCGAGGUUACAAGCGCAAGACCUACAUCCUUGACGGGGGAUUCGAGUAUUAUACUUGUGAUGAACCGAAUACUGCAUUUUGCUUCACCCAUACCACCGAUACAUGGCUCGCAUCCUCUCUUUGGGAAGGGUAUUACGAUGCUUCCAUCUUCCACUACAAACCGUACGCUCAUAGCGGAAAUUCCGUCGCGAUACUUGGUUCUGCAUUCGGCUACGACGAGUAUCCUGGGACACUCACGGUAGCUUCGAGUCUCUCUACGGAAGCAGGGGUAAGAUACAUCAUUGAAUUUUUCCAUUCCCGCUCUGGAGAAGGUAUGGAGGUGAAUGGAUUCGUGGAGGUGUAUUGGAAUAGUGACCUCGUAGGAGUGAUCUAUCCUGCGUACAGUCAGUGGGAAUACUAUCAGUUUGAAGUCGUUGGUCGGGGAAACGACGAGCUUGAUUUUCGAGGAGGCCGAGCACCCGUUUAUGAUUACAUCGAUGAUAUAAUCGUUAUGCGAGCUUAAGUCUUUCGAGUUACUUUUGCAAUAACAAUAUAGUAGAAUACAAAUUGCAAUUACGGACGAAAGAUAUAGAACAUAUAACAUAGGGGCGUAGGUUGAUAAUAA
Molecule: messenger RNA, 1655 nt
Organism: Lentinula edodes (shiitake mushroom)
Lineage: Eukaryota; Fungi; Basidiomycota; Agaricomycetes; Agaricales; Omphalotaceae
Exons: 6
Coding region: 69-1553 (494 amino acids)
Source: RefSeq, a predicted model, not a curated record